Musa acuminata AAA Group (dessert banana) is the source of this 948-nucleotide messenger RNA. RefSeq lists its product as uncharacterized. The coding region runs from base 1 to 948 and encodes 315 amino acids. The record is from RefSeq and is a predicted model, not a curated record. NCBI's taxonomy places the organism in Eukaryota, Viridiplantae, Streptophyta, Magnoliopsida, Zingiberales, Musaceae. Gene Ontology annotation, molecular function: calmodulin binding. The transcript has a single exon.
AUGGAUAAGGAAGGCGUCGAUCAGAAAGAGAAAAGCAACUCAGCUCCGUCAACUCCACGCCGGCUCGAUCCUCCAAAUGGCAGACGAACCAUCGUCGACUCCCCUUACAGGCACAUCCCCAGGCCACCUGAGAAGUCUCUCCCACACUAUCUCAAACCAACGAUAUGCUCCACCCAUUCCUCCAAGAACCAGCACCAGCCUUGUCAUGCUUCCCCGCCAUUCGCCGCCGCCAAUGGUAAACGCCUUCCGCAUAAGCUGAUGAUCCCCAGAGCUUCUCCGACGCCAUGCCCACCUCAAUUAAGCCCCACUUCCUCCAAGCACAGAGCAACUCGGGCCCCUUCACUGUCACCUGUACACAAACUAGCCGUACGCAAUGAAGCGAACUCGGAGAAGGCAUCACCGAGUCCUCCUCUCAGAAAGACGAGAAGUCUCCCGUUGAAGAGGAACGAACAGCCUCAUGCCAAGGUCGCAGAAGCUGAGUCGACUCGGUCGACUUCACCAAAGAGCAGAGACAAAGAAGUUAAACACCCCAAGAGCUCCGAGAAGAGUGCUGUCGUCGCAGCAGGCAAGCAGAGAGCACGAGCGAAGUCGAUGUCCAUGACCUCCAUCGACAUGGCGGAAGGUACAAGAAAGCCAAGCGUCCGACGAUCUGGAAAGUUGGUGGCUGGACACGAACGCAAGGAGCAGGCGGCGGCGGGUGAGAGGCUGAGGUGCAAGGGGAAGGCGGCGGUGAGGGAAGAGGAGGGCAAGGAGGUGAAGGGGAGAAAGGGGUCGCCGCCCGCCUCCAUCGCCGUCACGGACGAGGCUGCUGCGGCGGCGGCGGCGGCGAGGAGGAACAAGGUCAAAGCGCUGGUGGGGGCGUUCGAGACCGUCAUCUCGUUGCACGAGGAUGUGGGGGCGGAUGGUCAAGGAGGUCAACGCGGGGAGGGGGAGGAGUCAAAGAGGUGA